This is a messenger RNA of Equus quagga, 3728 nucleotides long. It is a transcript of the gene ZNF329, whose product is annotated as zinc finger protein 329. The record is from RefSeq and is a predicted model, not a curated record. The coding region runs from base 1094 to 2710 and encodes 538 amino acids. The transcript has 4 exons. Lineage: Eukaryota; Metazoa; Chordata; Mammalia; Perissodactyla; Equidae.
GCAUGCACAGUGGCGCGGCGGGCGUCUGCGAUUGCGGGUAGGAGCCGCGAAGAGCACGGUGCGGGCCCGGCUGCUGGGGGAUGAAGGUGCGCCGGGAGCGUUCGGCCAGGGCGGCGGCGGCGGCGCAGCCGGGAGAGCCGUGGCGGGGCGUGGGCGGCUGGCAGUGAGUGGAGGUGGUCCCCCAGGCCCCGGCUUUUGGGCGGGCACUCGCUUCCGGCCCGACCGCACGUCCUCGCAAGACUCCGCCGGUCGGUGGCUGCCGCCCUCUGGCUCUGUUUCUGUGCAGGCCUCUCUUCCCACGCACUGCGUACCCGCCCCAAGGAAUGGCCCAAGUCCUGUCCACUCUCAGGAGCCAGCUCAGCUCCAGAAACUCCUCGGGAUCCAGGCUAAGGGGCGAGUUCUGAACCCACUUCCUUCGCGAUGUCCAGUGGUGGGCAGGGACAGGGGUCUCACAAGAAAAGGCGGACUCCAGUGACCCCGCUCACGAAACCCUGCCCUGACCGCAAGAAGGCUCCUUGGAAUCCUGAUUCUUCCCUCCGGGAGUAGCUCCCCUGUACACAGCUGUAGGGGCAUCUUGAUAUGCAUUUCUGGUUGGGACUGUGCCUACGAGUGGAAUCGCUGGGUGACAGGUCGUCCUGUUGUUGAGCUUCAGUAAAUGCUGCCAAACAGUUUUCCAAAGUGCUUACUCUACUUUGUUCUCCUACAAGUAGUAUGUGAGAGUUCCACUUGCUCUACAUUCUUGCCAAUACAAAGGUGUUAUGAAUCCUUUCAAUUGUAGCCAUUCUGGUGGCUCCAGUGGCACAGAACUGAAUUCUGAAAGAAACUCAUUUUUCUGGCCAGAGAAAUUAGGGAAAAAAGCUGCUGGGUGCCAAAAAAUGUGGGGGAAAUCCUGGUGAGGAAAGAGCUAAAGAAGAGGAUCCUCAAAUUCCAUGUAUAAACUGAGAUAUGGCGGGAACCAUACCCAUGGAGUCGAACAGCUGAGGUCUCGCAACCAUUGAUGUCAACAUCCGGGCAUCCAGCCUAAGGAGAUCCCUCUGAAGGGUCAUAGAGACUGGGGAUUAAGCCCAUCAGAGCCUGGGACACGAGAUUGAAGAUGACAGCUCAGAAAAUUCCUGAGGAAGAACAAUCCUGUGGCAUGGAAAUGGAAGGAUUUACGAGAGAGGGUUCCUGUUUCUCCAUUCUAGGUGACAAUUGGGACUGCAGGAACCAGGACGGACAUUUGAGGCAAUCAACUUCAAGUCAGGAGAAACUAGGGGCUCAGGAAGCAAUUUGUGAAUAUCCUGGAUUUGGGGAGCAUUUGAGUACAAGCUUAGAUGUUCCACCUUCUCAGAGAGUUCCUGCAACAAAUGGUUUCCAUAUACCUGACUCAGAUGUUAAGAGUUUUGUUUGUGACCCAGCUUUACACAGUUGUCAGAAAAGUUACAUAGCUAAGAGAACUGGUGACAAUGAUGCCUGUGGAAAAGCCUUCAACCAUUCCGUGGACGUUAGUCAAUUUGGAAGAAGUCAAAUAAGAGAGAAACCUUAUAAAUAUCCUGAAAGUGUUAAAUCUUUCAACCAUUUUACUCCUCUUGGUGAACAAAAAGUAAUGAAAAGAGGGAAGAAGCUGUAUGAAGGUAAGGUCUUUGGAGACAUCUUUACUCUGAGUUCAUCUCUGAAUGAAAACAGGAGGAGUCACCCUGGAGAGAAACUAUACAAGUGCUCUGAAUGUGGGAAGUGCUUCAAACGGAACUCCUCUCUUGUCUUACAUCACCGAACUCACACUGGAGAGAGACCUUAUACCUGUAACGAGUGUGGAAAAUCCUUCUCCAAGAACUACAACCUGAUUGUGCAUCAGAGAAUCCAUACAGGAGAGAAGCCCUAUAAAUGCAGUAAAUGUGGGAAAGCCUUCAGUGAUGGGUCAGCUCUGACACAACACCAGAGAAUUCACACUGGGGAGAAGCCUUAUGAAUGUCUAGACUGUGGAAAAACCUUCAACCGAAAUUCAUCCUUGAUUUUGCAUCAAAGGACUCAUACAGGGGAAAAACCUUAUAGAUGUAAUGAGUGUGGGAAACCUUUCACCGACAUCUCCCACCUCACUGUGCAUCUCAGAAUCCAUACUGGGGAGAAGCCCUAUGAAUGUAGCAAAUGCGGAAAGGCUUUCCGGGAUGGCUCUUAUCUCACCCAGCACGAGAGGACUCACACUGGAGAGAAGCCCUUUGAAUGUGUGGAGUGCGGGAAAUCCUUCAACCGUAACUCUCACCUGAUCGUGCAUCAGAAAAUCCAUUCUGGGGAGAAACCCUACGAAUGUAAAGAGUGUGGGAAAACUUUCAUCGAGAGCGCUUACCUCAUCAGGCACCAGAGAAUUCACACUGGCGAGAAGCCCUAUGGCUGUGACCAGUGUCAGAAACUUUUCAGGAACAUUGCUGGCCUCAUCCGGCACCAGAGGACUCAUACUGGUGAGAAGCCCUAUGAGUGUAAUCAGUGUGGCAAAGCUUUCAGGGACAGCUCCUGUCUGACCAAGCACCAGAGAAUCCACACUAAGGAGACCCCAUACCAAUGUCCAGAAUGCGGAAAGUCUUUCAAGCAGAACUCUCACCUGGCAGUACAUCAGAGACUCCAUAGCAGGGAGGGUCCCAGCCAGUGUCCUCAGUGUGGGAAAUCGUUCAGAAGGGGCUCCUCCCUCCUCCGACAUCAAAGAGCACACCCUGGAGAGCAACCCAUGGAAGCAUAAUGAAUGUGGGCCACCCUCAUCUCCUGACUUGCUCUCAAAAAUUCUGUGAAGGAGGAAUGUCUUCAGGGGUGACUCUUUCAUGUCAAUAGAAAAGAAUUCUUUAAGCUCUUCAAUGAACUGAUGAAUGUGAGAUGUUCCUUAGCUGUACUAUUAAGUCUAUACAUUAGGGAAGUCCUGGAGAGAAUAUAGGAUGGUGAUAAAUAUGGAAAUAGCUUCAGCCUGUCCCAAAUGUGAUAGUGCACACACUGGAAUAAAGCCUGUGAAUGUCAAGAAUAUACUUCCCUGGGGAUACCUACUCACUCCUGCAUCAGAAUGCUUAACUGGACAGAACCUGUGAGUGUGUUCAGUGAGUAAUCAGGAUGAGGAAUCCUUUAAUAACGAGUCUGCCUUAUCGUGCAAAAGCAGACUCUUACUAGAAUCAAGUGGAAUCAGUGAGAGAAGCUUCCAGCAGCAGCUCUUACUGUCUUUUCUGUAUCAGUAAAGACAUCCUGGUGAGAGACCCCACAUGACACUCCACCCCACAGCAACCACAGAAUGAUAGUGAGAUUUUGCUGUUUGAACGUAUUUCCAUGUUACAGUCCUGCCAGAUGCUGAGGACUCCUUUUGGGAGGCAGAGCUUCAGGAGGAAGUUGCUUGUGAAUGAACAGUGACAUCAUCCCUCUUAAGAAAAGACUGUAGCAGUCUUGUACUAGGACGGAAAGGUCUGCUGCUAAGAAUGUGAUGGCAUUGCUCUAGUUGUUGAAAGGAAAACAUACUGAGUUGUUAUGUUUACAUUAUCACUCCCAUUGUUGUUCACUUAGGACACUUCUGAUUUGUUCCAUGUAGCCAUCCUGAACCAUAAAUGUAAAGGUUUUGUUGCCAUGUUGGAAAUGCUUGUAAUAGGGCAGGUGACAAAAAAAGGGCAGAACAUAGAAGAUUUGCUGUUAUUACAGCUAUGUAAAGAUAUGUGCACAUAUAGAUGUAGACUGAAAGUUGAUCAUGGAGAAAUAAACUUGUGGUUUUAUUAGGGGACUGCAAA